Funneliformis geosporum is the source of this 1179-nucleotide messenger RNA. The record is from the annotation of a GenBank genome assembly. Lineage: Eukaryota; Fungi; Glomeromycota; Glomeromycetes; Glomerales; Glomeraceae.
AUGCCAAGAAAACAAUGUCAAGAAUGUAAAGAAAUAAAAAAUAUGAGCGAACUAAGUGCUAAACUUGAAAUUUGUCAGAGUUGUCGAACCUGUGAAAAUUGUAGUCGAGUAAUAAACGAUGGAACUUUGUAUUAUACCCUAGAUGAAAGUUAUAAAGAAAAAUUAACCCGUUGUCAUUUUUGUUUAAGCAAAGGAGAUAGACACCGACAACUUCGUCAUUAUGACCUCGACAGAUUAUUGAGAGAAGCCCGACAAGUAGAAAAUAAACUAAAAAAUUUUAAAGAAGGUCAAGAUUAUUCAAUUGUUCCGACUGAUGAACCAAACGUAAAAACUUAUAAUUUCCAUAACGAUAAAUUGCGAAGUGCGUUUCGAGGUGAUAAAGUUCCGGUGCGAGUAACCCAAGAAGCCUAUGAUGGCCAGGAUUAUACUUAUCGAGGUCAUUUUGAGGAAGGAAAAGAUUACCGAUAUACACGGUCUAUUUUUGCUGGUAGGCAGGAAGGAAUUAGUGAGCAUAGCAAAGUAGAAGUUUAUGGUGAAGGUGGCAAAUUUAACUCCGGAAAAAUGUUAAAAAAAAUGAGAUUGAUUGAGGAAAACGGCGGUAAAGGUUCAGAAUAUUUGCGGCAAAAAUACGGAGAAAAUUAUUUCAUAAGUCCAGAUCGAAACAAGAUUAUUGAAAGCAUUAAGCAAAGCAUUAAUGAGUAUGAAACAAAAAUCCAGUUUGACAAAGCCAAAGAAUAUUAUGGUGUAUAUAGUUUAGAUAGAAGUGGUCAAGAGGUUUAUUGUAGUAGUGAUUGUGCCGAAAAAUACAAAAGCGACCCAUAUGGCAUAAUUGAGUAUUUACCACAAACUUACUUGGGGAAAGAUGAUAAUAACCAUUCCGAUUUACGCCAAGAAAACCAAGCAUUACGUCAACAAUUAUCAGAAGUCCAAAAACAAUUAGCCAAAGUUUUAAAGGAGUUGAAAAAGUUAAAGAAAGAGGUAAAAGGUGAGGAAAGCGAAAAAUUGAGCCAGCAAAUAGUUCAAAAUGAAAGGUUGAUGCAAGAAAGCAAACACGUUUCAGUGGCUGAGGUGCAAGAGCAAGUUAAUAAAUCGCAAGCGUUAAUGAAAGAGUUGAAAAAUGUUUCCUCAACCAACAAUAAUAAAGAGGGAAGUAUGGUUCCUUAUGUAAUUGGUGGUUCG